UAGCUGUCAACCUUCAACAAAAGUCCAAGUGGAUUCCGUCUCAUCCAAGAGGAAGCCGAAGAAGCGCUGUACAUGCUUCGGCAUGGUGAACAGUGAUAAAUAUGUGCUUUCUGCUAAGAAGGUUGGAGCUGAGUUUGUGGGAACAUUCAUUUUGAUAUUUUCAGCACCUGCUGGACCAAUUGUGAACCAAAAGUAUAAUGGUGUGGAAACACUUAUUGGCAAUGCAGCUUGUUCAGCACUAGCAGUUAUGAUAGUGAUACUAUCAAUAGGUCACAUCUCUGGAGCACACCUUAAUCCUUCAGUGACUAUGGCUUUUGCCACAUUUUGCAAGUUUCCUUGGGUUCAGGUUCCAGCAUAUGUUAUAGCACAAGUAUUAGCAUCAAUUUGUGCCUCCUUUGUCCUCAAGGGAACAUUUCACCCCUUCAUGUCUGGUGGGGUUACUAUACCUUCUGUAAAUACUACACAGGCUUUUGCUCUUGAGUUUAUCAUCACCUUCAUUCUUAUGUUUGUCAUCUUUGCUGUUGCUACUGAUCCUCGAGCAGUGGGACAAUUAGCAGGAAUAGCUAUCGGGGGAGCAGUUAUGUUGAACAUUCUUGUAGCCGGACCAUUGACUGGCGCUUCAAUGAAUCCCAUCCGAACUUUAGGUCCAGCAAUUGCAGCUCAUCAAUAUGAUUCAAUUUGGAUAUAUCUUUUGGCACCCACAUUGGGGGCUCUAGCUGGAGCAGGUGUUUACAAUAUAGUGAAGAUUACAAAGGAAGAAGAGUAA
Molecule: messenger RNA, 766 nt
Organism: Telopea speciosissima
Lineage: Eukaryota; Viridiplantae; Streptophyta; Magnoliopsida; Proteales; Proteaceae
Product: probable aquaporin NIP5-1
Exons: 4
Coding region: 83-766 (227 amino acids)
Biological process (GO): transmembrane transport
Cellular component (GO): membrane
Molecular function (GO): channel activity
Source: RefSeq, a predicted model, not a curated record